AUGAAACUAAAUAGUUUAUAUUUCAUCUAGUCUUUGAUAUUGUUCAUAUUUUUUAUUCCUUAGACAAUUGGACCUUUUUUCUACUCAAAAAAUGCUUAAGAAUGUUGUGAUUUCUCAUAUGGUUUUAUUAUAUGCUCAGAAGCUUCAGAAAUAUUGAAUUAAUAGUAAUGCAUGACAGAUGGAUGUAUAAGAAAUGUUUCUAUAAAAUAGAUUGUAAAUUUCAAGGAAUCACUAAUAAUGGUGCCUGGUUUGCAAGUGCUUUGUUUUCUUUUUUAUCUUGUAAGAUGCUUCAAGGAAUAAUAGGAGAAAGAAGAAAAAUUUCAGCCGAAAUAAAAAAAUACUCAUUUUAUAUUGUUUUGCUUACAAUAUUUUGCAAUUUAGGGUCUUGUUUUUCAAAAUUUAAACAUUAUGGUAUUAAGUAUGAUGAUGAAACUUUUUUUUAUAUUUGUAACUUAGAUUUAGUAGUGGAGAAUGCAUGGAUGAUGUUUUGGUGGAUAUUUUAAUUAACUAUAAAUGCAUUUGUAUUUUUUUUUGGAAUACGCUAAUAUUAUUAAUUACAAAUAUCCAUAAAGUAAUUAGAAAUAAGACUUCAAGAAAAUUUGACUUCAAUAAAAGCGUUAAAGAUUUAAUCAUUACACUUAAUAAUAAUUUUAUUUUGGACGAUCAAUAUUGGGAUAAAAAUAUUAGAAGAGCAUUUAUUUUAGUUUUAGAUACCAUUCUAGAUUAUAUUAUUUUUUUUUAUGUUUCCAAUUUAACUAUUAGGAUUUUGUUAUGCAGAAUUUUAUUUUUAUAGUUUUCAAGAUCAUUUAAGGCAUAACUUACCUCCUUGUUUUCAAACAUUUUUCAAUAUUUUACUCCAAGUGAAUAUUGUAACUGUAUGUUUAUCUUUUGUAAGAAUUGAUAUUAUUUUGUUAGAGAAAGGAGAUGGAUUAAAAUAAUGAUGAUAGAAAAUCUUCAAUUUAAAGUAAUGAAGCAUCAUUAUUAUAUCAUCAUAAUGAAACAUCAGCAAAUUGA
Molecule: messenger RNA, 1014 nt
Organism: Paramecium sonneborni
Lineage: Eukaryota; Ciliophora; Oligohymenophorea; Peniculida; Parameciidae
Source: the annotation of a GenBank genome assembly